UCGUGCUCGCUCUGUGGCUGGCGUGGCAAGAAGCGCCCGCGGCGCCGACCCCCACGGCGGAGGACAUCACCCGCGGAGUUGACUGGCUGACAAAAUUUGGGUAUCUGCCUCCUCCGGAUCCUGUCACAGGGCAGCUGCAGACGCAGGAGGAGCUCACCAAGGCCAUCACUGCCAUGCAGAGGUUCGGGGGGCUUGAGGCCACGGGAGUCCUAGAUGAAGCCACCCUGGAGCUGAUGAAGACCCCUCGCUGCUCUCUGCCUGACCUCACCAUUGAAGAGACCCGGAGGAAGCGAUUUGCCCAGGCUGUCACCAAGUGGAGCAAAAGGAACUUGUCAUGGAGAGUUCGCGCUUUCCCAAAAGAGUCCCAGCUGGGCCAUGACACUGUCCGAGCCCUGAUGUACUAUGCCCUGAAGGUCUGGAGUGACAUCACCCCGCUGAAUUUCCAUGAAGUGGCAGGAAACAAUGCUGACAUCCAGAUAGACUUCUCCAAGGCAGAUCACAAUGAUGGCUAUCCCUUUGAUGGGCCUGGUGGGACAGUGGCACAUGCUUUCUUCCCUGGAGACCAUCACACAGCAGGGGACACUCAUUUUGAUGAUGACGAAUAUUGGACCUUCCGAUCAUCAGACACUCAUGGGAUGGACCUAUUUGCUGUAGCUGUCCAUGAGUUCGGCCAUGCCAUUGGCCUGACCCACAUCUCUGCCAUAGAGUCUAUCAUGAGACCCUACUACCAAGGUCCAGUGGGCGAUCCUCUGAAGUAUGACCUGCCUUACGAGGACAAAGUCCGGAUCUGGCAACUCUAUGGAGUCAGGGAAUCAGUGUCCCCCACAGCCAAGUCUGAACUAAGCAAAACAGAUGACCAUCCAAUCCUGCCAGAGCUGCCAGAGAACCGCUCCACUGUCCCGCUCAGGCGGGAUGUGCCCAACAGGUGUAAAACACACUUCGAUGCAGUGGCCCAGAUCCGGGGAGAGGCUUUCUUCUUCAAAGGCAAGUACUUCUGGAGACUGACUCGCAAUAAGCACUUGGUCUCCCUCCAGCCGGCUCAGAUUCACCGUUUCUGGCGGGGCUUGCCACUCAACCUGGACAGCUUGGACGCAGUCUACGAGAGAACCAGCGACCACAAGAUUGUCUUCUUUAAAGGAGACAGAUACUGGGUCUUCAAAGACAACAACGUGGAGGAAGGGUACCCACGGCCCAUUUCAGACUUUGGCUUGCCCCUGGGAGGAAUCGACGCUGCUUUCUCCUGGGCUCACAAUGACAAGACCUAUUUCUUUAAGGACAAUCUCUACUGGCGCUACGAUGAUCAGGAGCGGAGGAUGGAUUCUGGGUAUCCUUCAGAGGCCAUCCUGUGGAAGGGAAUACCCAGCCCCUUAGAUGAUGCCAUGAGGUGGUCAGAUGGCGCAAGUUACUUCUUCAAGGGCAAGGAGUACUGGAAGGUGCUGGACAGCGAGCUGGAGGUGCAGCCCGGGUACCCACAGUCCAUCGCCAGGGACUGGCUGGUGUGCAGUGACAUGCAGGCUGACGCCCCCGAGGCAGCCGGGAACAGGAGGACUGGGGCGCGCUCCAGGCUGGGGCAGCACGACGAGAGCCGCUCAAAGAAUGGCUAUGAGGUCUGCUCCUGCACCUCGGGCACCCCAUCUCUGCGCCCCCAUGCCAUACCUAGACUGACAGCCAGCCUCGUGCUGGCUGUGUGGACAGCAGCACUGGUCUGUGCAGCCCUAUGACAGCUCAUCGCACCACCGGGACAACACCACGGUGCUUCGGAAUACUGCUCCAUGAUUGCUAACUGUUGCAAGCAGAAAAAGAAACAUUCCUAGGAACAUGCCAGUGAAGGGUUUGAAUUCUCCAUGAGAAAUGAACAGUGAUCUUGUUUUGGAGUUUUCUUUUUUUUUUCAUUUUUGUUUAAAGGUCUAAUAACAGGGUUGAGUUCUUAUUCCCCCAUCCAGUUAAAGAUGAGAGCAGCCUCAUGCUGAAUUUAGAAAAGCUCCAUAAAGAUGUGUUGCUCUGGAUGUUUAAACACAGCAAACGAGGGGAGAGCUCCUGGGAUGGAGUGGGGAAAGAAGAGAUGCUGCUGAGAUAGACAGCAACAGAAAGGCAGCCAGCAGGAGGUAGUAGUUAUGUGCUGAAACAAAGUACACAUCCCAUUGGAUGUACUAGGUAGAAGAAAUGGUGACAACACUAAGAUUAACUGUGAUCGUUGUUUUACUGUCAAGCCUGCUGUAGUCACUGGCAUCUGGGUAAUCUGUAUCAGUUUCUAUGGGUCAGAAACACCUUUGCCUUUCAGAAGGCACUGCAGCUUAUCUUUGUAUACGAGUAAUUGUAAAUUAACAAUUCCUCUAAUAAACCUUG
Molecule: messenger RNA, 2346 nt
Organism: Hirundo rustica (Barn swallow)
Lineage: Eukaryota; Metazoa; Chordata; Aves; Passeriformes; Hirundinidae
Gene: MMP17
Product: matrix metallopeptidase 17
Exons: 10
Coding region: 174-1721 (515 amino acids)
Biological process (GO): collagen catabolic process; extracellular matrix organization; proteolysis
Cellular component (GO): extracellular matrix
Molecular function (GO): zinc ion binding; metalloendopeptidase activity
Source: RefSeq, a predicted model, not a curated record